Messenger RNA from Aspergillus pseudotamarii, 1588 nucleotides. RefSeq lists its product as uncharacterized. NCBI's taxonomy places the organism in Eukaryota, Fungi, Ascomycota, Eurotiomycetes, Eurotiales, Aspergillaceae. The coding region runs from base 205 to 1503 and encodes 432 amino acids. Gene Ontology annotation, cellular component: Golgi membrane. Gene Ontology annotation, molecular function: glycosyltransferase activity. Gene Ontology annotation, biological process: GPI anchor biosynthetic process. The record is from RefSeq and is a predicted model, not a curated record. The transcript has 2 exons.
AAUCCUUCCCCUUAUGAAGAGCUUCAAACAAUUUACAAUAUCCUUGAAAGCGGGUGCAUAGCUAUUGAGCCCGGUCCACUUUCAGUCCUGAGUCCCUAUCAUAGAGCACCCCCACCCGGACCCUGCCUCGGCCCCGUCCUCUUCUAUCCUCCACCAAGUCAGCGAUAGACCUGCUCUUUUGCAACGCGAGGUGCGCAAUCCAUUAUGAUGUACUUCAAGAGAAUGGUGCACUACCACUGCAUCUCCUUGCUCAAGUACCGUGCAACAAAAAUCUUGCUAUUAAGUCUCUUUCUUUGGCUCCUAGUCUUCGAAUAUUGCCGCUUCCACCUCUGGCGAGAUCCCCACUCCGCAUUUUUCAACGACCGCCAUGUCUAUGAUUUUAAGUACAGCCUGUACCGUGAGCGCGAAUCCAGACACUUCAUUUCGCGAUAUAAUUCGCCCUCGGAACCCCCUGACUAUUCAAAAAGUGGACCAGACCCUCUGAUCUGCGCGGCGUUCGUGACUGUACGUAGAAAUGAGGACGAUUACUUCGACCCUUCGGUCGGAUCACUAUUAGAAGGGUUGGAUACCAUGGAGCGCCAGGCAUUGUAUAUUAAUGUUCUCUUUGCUGAUAUAGAUCCGAUAAGGUAUCUAAGUUGGGCGCAGAAAUGGUUGGAUAGACUUGUUGAUAACGCCAGGUCAUAUAAUGUUUCCCAGGAGACUUUGGACCAUCUAGGGAGAUUAGAGACGGAGAGAAACUUUUAUGAGAAAGGCGUUUUCGACUACACCUACGCUCUGACAGCAUGUAAACAGGCCAAUGCAUCCUAUACCAUCAUAUUCGAAGAUGACAUCAUUCUUGCGACAGGCUGGAUGACCAAGACUCUAAAGGCCCUUGCGGAUAUCGACCGCAUCACGCAAAAAUCGAAUUCCUGGAUCUAUCUCCGCCUCUUCUAUACCGAAACAGCACUAGGUUGGACGUCCUCCGAUUUCGCCUAUAGAAACAUGCCUCUCAUCUUCUUCCUCAAUAUACUUUCGGUAUUCUUGUGUUUAUUGCAGCUCAGACGGUGGCGCUUCGCGCCCUACCUUGACUUCCUUAGCGUGUCCGUUAUCUGUCUAAUCUGUGUACCGGCAUUUACAAGCCUGAUAUACAUGAUGGGAAAGUACACCAUUAUGCCUCUUCGGGGCGUGGUGGAGAUGAACAAGUUUGGCUGUUGUACGCAAGGCCUAGUCUUUCCAAGAGCGCAGGUGGAUGGCGUUAUAAGUUAUUUGAUGGAAAGGGGGCAUGGGCAGACAGAUUCUAUGAUUGAGGAGUAUGCGGAUCAGGAAGGGCUGACAAGGUAUGCUUUAGCACCGCCGGUACUUCAACACGUUGGACUAAAGUCUAGCCGGGAUAACCUUGACAUUAAUACAAGAAGUACCUGGGCAUUUUGGUUUGAGGAAAACGAUCCAAUGGUUCUCCAGGCGGACCAUGAAAGGCUUCUGAGUGAUAUUGAUGUUUUAGGAAUAUUGGGGGGUCAUAGCUGAAUGUGUAGACAGCGAAGCUCUAUGGUUUUACCUAUGUAAAUAUAUUCGGAAUGCACAUCUUGUGGAGAUUUGGUUUAAACAAUUA